This is a messenger RNA of Lutra lutra (Eurasian river otter), 1134 nucleotides long. RefSeq lists its product as uncharacterized. The transcript has 5 exons. The coding region runs from base 331 to 942 and encodes 203 amino acids. Lineage: Eukaryota; Metazoa; Chordata; Mammalia; Carnivora; Mustelidae. The record is from RefSeq and is a predicted model, not a curated record.
CCGGGGCCCCUGCACUCCUGCUGGGACUGGAAAGAGAGGCCGGUGGGCGGGCGAGUCGGGAGGCGCGGGCGGCCGAGGUCCUGGAGCCGAACCCAGGUGGCGGGAGCCGCAGGGUCAGGACGGAUCUGGGGAGCCAGGAGCCAGUGGUGGGGGUGAGGUGCUCUGAGCAUCAGCCCUCCAAGGGUCUGAACUGUGCAUUCAUGCCUUGGCAAUACCGAGCCCAGAGCCAACCCCCGAGAGCAUUAGCAACAAUUCAAAGGUGCCCAGGCCCUAAGGACUGAUGACAUACUGAUAUAUGUCACUGAUGACAUAUGACCCACUCACUAAGUGAUGUUAGGGGCGUUGCUGAGAUGGUGUGGGCAAGAGGCUGGGGAUACAGUGUUUGUCAGAGGAGCACGGGAUUGUCUCUACUGUCCUGAGAAGUCCCAGAGAGGACAUAUCGUGUUGGAUGGAAUCUGCACAGAGACUCUGUCGUGCCCUCUUCCUUGGCCUUGCCUUCCACCCUGGCCAGCGCGGAUGAGGACAGCAAAGGAGCUCCUGGACUCUUCUGGGCCCGGAGUGAGAGAGAGCUGCAGACUGGAGACCCCAGGAAUUGGAGGAACCGAACAAUCUGCCUUGGAUGGCAUGGAGAGUCGGGCUCGUACAGGCCCUUGGGGCCACGGCUGGGAAGGGAUUAUUCAUCAUUCAUCACAGUCCACGAACAGACUGCCCUGUGUGGCCAACAUAUCAAGGGGUCCUAAGCCAGAGGAGAAGAGUUCAACGGUAACUCAGGCACCAAGAUUUCUUCAGUUUAACCAAAUAGUUGUUUUGGCAACUGCUUUCAGAAGUGCCAUGUAUGAACACAACUCAUACUUUCAAGAGGAAGAGACAGACCACAACUCAAGAUACCAAGGUUAUAAUUGGACUUCUUCCAUUAACUUUUCUGGACAUUCUAGGUCUUAAUUUCCCCAUUUCUCACAUGGACAGUAAAUGAGUAACUCCUACAAUAGGGGUUCAUCACACUGGCAUGAAUAGCCUCAAAUGUAAUUAAUAAUCAUACACUAACAGAGCAAUGGUGAGAUGAUGUUUGAUGUAUCUGGGGAUAAAAGGUACCAUAUUUUCAUUUUCCAUGAACUAGAAAACAUAAUUAAGCAU